Messenger RNA from Fusarium musae, 1146 nucleotides. RefSeq lists its product as uncharacterized. The record is from RefSeq and is a predicted model, not a curated record. Lineage: Eukaryota; Fungi; Ascomycota; Sordariomycetes; Hypocreales; Nectriaceae. Gene Ontology annotation, molecular function: protein dimerization activity. The transcript has 2 exons. Bases 1 to 1146 code for a protein of 381 amino acids.
AUGGUUCCCAUCUUUCUCAUGGUGCGCAUCCCCAGGCGCAUGGAAUUCAUGGUCCCGGCCAUGGCCAUGGAGCUCAUUCAGCUCAGAGUCCAGCGAGUCUUCCGCCCGCUGGGUUUGCAAGUCACAUCCCUCCCGCCUCUUCUGCUAAAUCACCCUCACUUUGAUUUUGAGAUCCCAGGGCAUAUGGGCGUUGUUGGGCAUUCGAACCCUCUUUCGCAUGCGCCGACAGAUCCGGCCUCAUUUUCGUACGGAAGCAAUCUCGUUUCACCUUCAAGCAUUCACCCGAAUAGUGCCCACUUCGAUACAGGCGUUCCAAAUCAAUGGGACGAUUCUAUGAGCCAUGAUGCCAGCACUCCAAAAGUGCGGACCCCCGUUCAUCAUGUUGCCACCAAUCCCUGGGCCGACAUAGACGAGCCUACGGGAGACAAUAACGCGACACCUGCUUCUCGUCCACGAAAGACUCCUCGACCGAGACGACAAAAGAAAGAGGCUCGCAAACUAUCGGACGCUUCUCAGGGGGCUAUGAGCAGCAGUACUGGCGGGACAGCACCUUCGAUAUCCGAUGCUGCCAGUCCCAGUUCUGCGUCGCAAAACAGCCGUGCCAGUAUUGGCUCCAAAUCAGUGUCCAUGGCCUCGACAGUAUCGACAGCAUCUAGCCGCCAAAGCAAGCUCCGCAGUGCUUCUCGGACGUCCAAAAAUAGUCGAGACAAGCCCAACGACACUCCCGAAGACCGUCGAACACGAGCCUCUCACAAUCUCGUCGAAAAGCAAUAUCGGAAUCGCCUCAAUGCCCAAUUCGAAUCUCUCCUCAGCACGCUGCCCGACCAACUCCGCCAUGGGGGAAGUAGCAGCGGCAAUGGAAACGAGGAUAACGAAUCCGACCAUGCAAACGAUGCUGACAGACGUGUCAGUAAGGGCGAGGUGCUUGAAAUGGCUCGCAAGCAUAUUCAAGCAUUAGAACGUGAGAGAAAUCAACUCGAACUCGAGAACCUUGAGCUUCAUGGCAGCCUACGACGACUCAAAGAAUCAAAUUCCGAAAGCGCGACAUCCUCGUCGGGCCAAGAGAACUCUGCCGAAGCCGACACGAAUAAGGAUCCUAAGAGGGAGCGGGAUGAUGAUCAUGAUGAUGAGAAAGAAGGUUCAUAA